AUGGCCACAAAUCUCACAAGCAAAAGCACCAUCAAUGUUCUUCUCCUCGGCGCUACGGGGUCCCUGGGCUCCCGCAUUUUUGGCAGCCUGCUCGAGAGACCCUCAGUGAAUGUCACUGUUGUCGUCAGGAGCCGGGAUAAAAUGAGCCGCAUCCUCUACAAUACACAGCACCCAAGCCGAGAGGGAUUUGAACCCUCUUCUCUAUCUCCUGCUCUUAGGCGAAAGCUCUCCAUCAUCGAAGGGGAUGCGACCGAUUCUGAUCUACUGGCUCGAAUUAUGCGGGAGAAGUCCAUCCGGGUCCUCGUCAAUGCAGCAGGCCACGCUCCCAUGUUCGCGGGAAGGAGUUCAAACUCCGUCUCUGACGGGAAAGACAUGGCUUCUGGCAGCGACAACGAAGUGGCUCGCAUCGUCCGCGCGUCCGUCGAUGCGAUAGAAGACGUUGCAAAGUCAGCAGAGGUCGAUACAGCCGAGACGAGGGUAAGAGGAUGGUUUGUAGGUGGGAUGUUACUGUUAGAUUUGCCCGAAUCCGAUGGAGGACGUGCCAAACAACUAGCACCUGAGAAGACUCACUCUCUGGACACCUAUCUACCACUCUAUCUCCACCACCGCCCCUUGGAGUCCAUCCUGCGAUCAUCCAAACAUCUAGACUGGACCCUCGUCUGUCCCGCGAAGAUGAUCCCACGGUCCCAACGGCCCAAAUCAUCUACCUCGUCAGCCGUUCCUAGUGCCGACGACGCAACAUCCGUGCCACUGCGGGCACCGUCACCGACCCUCGUUGCGACCGCCGACGUGCCUCCGCGCUGGAGUGUCUGGCCUGUCCUUCGCGCCCUCCCGUGGAGCAUCGGACCAGUGCUGGAGAUCAUGGCGAACUCACCGCGGUACACCGUCACUUUUGAGCAUGUGGCCGAGUUCAUCGUCGCCAGCAUCGUGCGUGAGCAUGAGUUGCACCAGUUACGUGAGCGAAAACAGGAGCAAGAGCAGGAUCAAAACGUGUCCCGCAAUGAUCACGAGAGAGAUCAGCACAUUCCAGGGUCUGUCGUUGGAAGAGAAGAGGGAGAGAGGAAAGAAGACGAAGGCGUUUGGGUCAAUUCCAAGAUCGGCCUCAUUGCCUGUUCCGGCCGUGCUUGA
Molecule: messenger RNA, 1128 nt
Organism: Fonsecaea pedrosoi CBS 271.37
Lineage: Eukaryota; Fungi; Ascomycota; Eurotiomycetes; Chaetothyriales; Herpotrichiellaceae
Exons: 2
Coding region: 1-1128 (375 amino acids)
Source: RefSeq, a predicted model, not a curated record